UACUUAUGAAUGUCACCCGCCGGAAUCGGAAGGUUGGGUGGUGUUUUGCUGCUAGGAUUUUUCAGUUGCAACUUUUCCAGGCUUCAAUAAUUGAAUUUUCUAAUUCUCAGCAGCUAUCGUUUGGCGGUCACAAUGGGUCGAAAGGCUACGUUAGCAUGCUGCUGCCUAAAUCAGUGGGCUCUGGACUUUGAGGGUAACCUCUGUCGAAUAGUGGCCAGCGUGAAGGAAGCCAAAAGCAGGGGAGCUACGUAUCGCACCGGACCCGAACUGGACAUACCAGGCUACAGCUGCCAGGACCAUUUUCACGAGAGUGACACGCUGCUGCACUCGUGGGAGGUGCUGGCGGAGCUGCUGCUGCACCCCGUCUGUCGCGACAUCAUCAUCGACGUUGGCAUGCCGGUGAUGCACCGGAACGUCAUCUACAACUGCCGCGUGGUCUUCCUCAACAGUAAGAUCCUGUUGAUUCGGCCCAAAAUGACGCUGUGUGACACCGGCAACUACCGGGAGACGCGCUGGUUCACCGCUUGGACAAAGCACCGUGAGACGGAGCCGCACCACUUGCCGCGGAUGAUCGCCGCCAUCACGGAGCAGCGCACCGUACCGAUCGGAGACGCCCUGCUGGCCACGCGGGAUACCUGUGUCGGUUACGAGAUCUGCGAGGAGCUCUGGAGUGCGGAUAGCUCACACGUGGCACAGACGCUGGACGGCGCUGAGCUGAUCGUGAACAGCAGCGGCUCCCACUUCGAGCUGCGCAAGGCCUACGUGGUGUUUGACCUGAUGCGCUCGGCCACGUCCAAGUGCGGCGGCUGCUACCUGUUCAGUAACAUGCGCGGCGGGGACGGCGAUCGGCUCUACUUUAACGGCGCGCCCUCGAUCGCCGUAAACGGCGAGUUCGCCGCCGCCGGCCGGCAGUUCGCCCUGGAGGAGGUGGAGGUCAUCUCGGCCACCAUCGAUCUGGAGGAGAUCCGGACCUACCGUAACCGGAUCCGGAGCCGGCAGAUCCAGGCGGCGGCGGCGCCCUCCUUCCCCCGGAUAGAGGUCGACUUCAGCCUGUCCCGAGACGGAGACCUGGCACUGCCCUCCUGGACGCCCAUACAGCCGCACUACCACCCUCCGGAGGAGGAGAUCGCGCUGAGCGCCGCCUGCUGGCUGUGGGACUACCUGCGGCGCAGCGGCCAGGGUGGGUUCUUCCUGCCGCUCAGCGGCGGCGUCGACUCCUCCAGCACCGCCUGUCUGGUGUUCUCCAUGUGCCGGCUGCUGGUCAGCGCCGCCAGGCAUGACACGCGCACCCUGGAGCAGGUGCGCCGGAUCGCCGGCGACUCGGAGUACUCCCCCACCGAUCCGCGCGAGCUGUGCGGCCGGCUCUUCACCACCUGCUACAUGGGAUCGGAGAACUCCUCGGCAGAGACGCGGGCGCGGGCCGCUCAGCUGGCGUCCGAGAUCGGCAGCUACCACCUGAGUAUCGCUAUUGACGUGGCCGUCUCUGCCGUGCUGGGAAUCUUCACCACCGUCACGGGACUGGUGCCCAAGUUCCGGGCGCGCGGCGGCACCCCGCGAGAGAACCUCGCCCUGCAAAAUGUCCAGGCCCGUCUGCGAAUGGUGUUGGCCUACCUGUUUGCCCAGCUGACCCUCUGGGUCCGAGACCGUCCCGGCGGACUGCUCGUCCUCGGCUCGGCCAACGUUGACGAGUCGCUCCGCGGAUACAUGACCAAGUACGACUGCAGCAGCGCCGACAUCAACCCCAUCGGGGGCAUCUCCAAGACAGACCUGAAGUCGUUUCUGCGGUACGCCCGGCGCAAGUUCAGCCUGCCCUCACUGGACGGGAUCCUGGAGGCGCCUCCCACUGCCGAGCUGGAGCCGCUGGCCGACGGACGACUGGCGCAGACCGAUGAACAGGACAUGGGUAUGACGUACGCGGAGCUCUCCAUAUACGGAAAGCUGCGGAAGGAGCACAGCUGCGGCCCGUACUCUAUGUUCUGCAAGCUGAUCCAGAUGUGGGCCGACCACUGCACGCCCGAACAGGUAGCGGAGAAGGUGCGUCACUUCUACCGGUGUUACGCGGUGAACCGGCACAAGAUGACGGUGCUGACGCCGUCGCUGCACGCCGAGGCGUACGGGCCGGACGACAAUCGGCACGACCACCGGCCGUUCCUCUACCACGCCGCUUGGACGUGGCAGUUCCGCUCCAUCGAAGUGGCUCUUAAGCAGCUGCAGGCGGCGCAGGAGGGCGGCAGGUCCAAGGACCGGUCCCAGCUCACUGACCGCCAGCGCAGAGAGCUCAACGACUUCUCCCGCACCGGCACCGGCGCCGGGCACAGCCGGCUCAACACGCUAUCAAAGUCAGGUGACGGCAGCGGCGGUGGCGGUAUCAAAGUCUCCCACAACAUCGCGCCGGACCAGCCGGACGCUGCCAAACGGUGCAUCUCUCCCAGCAACCCGCAGCAACAGCUCAAAGCCAGUCGACAGGCCUUUCACCUUGUGUGAACACAUGUGGAGGUGCGGCUCCCCUCCGCGACCCACCGAGGAAGGGCGUCUUCCCGUGCUGGGUUGGUGGGGGAUAAUAUCAGGAAUGGAAUGGGCGGGGAGUUAUAGAGAAGAGGAGAAGAUUGUUGUGUUUACUCUUGAGGACUUUUGUGGGUGGUGAAGUAUGGGAGUUAGCCCGUGUGCGGGCAUGUAUGUAGCGAUUUUAUUGAAAUGAUUUAGUACUAUACCUUUAGUGUCCCUUGUUAGUGAUAUGUUAGUGAUAAACUUGGAUGGUAGAGCGUAGGAAUAGCGGCACAACUGAACACAAAAGCCUGACCCAAUCCCAUUAUGUUGUGUGCCAACCGUGAAAUAGGUAGGUACCCAUGCCAUCAGUUUGUUAUUGUUGGGCAUUUCCUACCACCGCAGUAACGUUAUGAUCAAAGCGCCCACUGCCUUAGCACUCGCCGCGCACAACUCGCGUAUGUCAUGUGCUAAUUGUUAUUUUACCCGUGACUGUUUGGCUGAUAUUUGCCGUUGACGGUGUGUGAGCGUUGGUUGUCGCUGCAGGAAGUGAAGUCUGUAUCGCUGUUCUGUGCUCGAUGUCCUGAUCUCACUGCCCUGGCACUGUCUGCCUGCCAUUAAGCGUGGGGGCUGGUCGACUGAGGGUGCUGUGGCACACAGUGAGAUAUCUGUAGUUGCUUUUUGGUGCGUAUGAGGUCACCGUCGGGUGUAUGUGAGGUCAGGGAAAGUCGCGGUCGUCUGAUCCGCGUCCAGCCUUCUGCACUCCGUCCGAUACCGGGGCGCCGGACGGCCCGAAUGGCCCCGUUGGAAACUGUUGAUCCUGUCGACCGUCUCGAAGGAGCUGUCAGGAGCUCAGGGGCUCAGACAGAGGCCCUGCUGCGCUGUCCCGGUGCCGACCGUGGGGUAGCAGCCGGAACCCUGCUGUCCCGGUGCCUACCGUGGGGUAGCAGCCGGAACCCUGCUGUCCCGGUGCCUACACGGUACACGGUAGGAACGCGCCGACUCGCCUGGCUGCCCCAGUGCACUGACCACUGCAGUGGUCUGUGUUAUUUGAAAUACUCUGUACGCUGACCGACCCAUCGUAAACGGGUACACAAUCAUAUCCCCGUAUUCGCGGCGUAAUUAUCGUAGCCGGAGCAGGAUGAUAACUCAUGAGGCCAUCGGGUUGGAGAUACUUUAAGAAAUGUCCGGUUAAAUGUCGGAUGCUCUGUGGCCAUGAAAUGAUCGCCUAAACUUGUGGCUGGUGCAGUAGGUACUUAUCAUGUUAAUACAAUUGUGUCAAAUUGAAAA
Molecule: messenger RNA, 3774 nt
Organism: Amphibalanus amphitrite
Lineage: Eukaryota; Metazoa; Arthropoda; Thecostraca; Balanomorpha; Balanidae
Product: glutamine-dependent NAD(+) synthetase-like
Exons: 16
Coding region: 133-2484 (783 amino acids)
Biological process (GO): NAD+ biosynthetic process
Cellular component (GO): cytoplasm
Molecular function (GO): NAD+ synthase (glutamine-hydrolyzing) activity; glutaminase activity; ATP binding
Source: RefSeq, a predicted model, not a curated record